AUUCUAAUAAAAUAAUAAUGUAAGUAGAGUAAGUCGAUUUUCAAUAAUUUGUCGAGAGAAAUAACAUAUUGGCAGAUGAAUCUAUUUAUCACUUUAAUUAGGAUGAGCAGAACGAUUUCAUCGACAAAAAGCCAUGGGAUAGUUCACCUAACUAUUUCAAGAAAUGCAAAAUAUCAAUUGCUGCUGUGAUCAAAAUGCUCAUUCAUGCAUGUCUUGGAAGUAUUUGAUUGUUAAUUUACAAAUAGAGAAUAAUGAGGUGAUGGGUCUGAUGUAAGGUAGAUGUGACAAGGAAACCUUCAUCAUUUACGAUGUAAUCUAUUUAAAUGCAGAGGCAAGCGAAGUGAAUGUCACCUUAAGUAGAUAUCCUGUAUAUAAAUGAUUAGCACCUGAAGCCAUGGGGGAAUACGUGUAAAUGAUUGAAAUGUUGGAAACUGUGGGAAGAGUGCAUCCUACAGUAGGAUGGUACCAUUCUCAUCCAAGUUAUGGAUGUUGGCUCAGUGGCACUGAUGUCUAGAAUUAGAGAUUGUAAUAAAUGGGAUAUGGAGCUUUUGUUGCUGUUGUGAUUGAUCCAAUCAGAACCAUGACCAAUUAAAAGGUAGAUAUUGGCGCAUUUAGAGUGUACCCUGAUGGAUAUAGACCAUUAAAAUGUAAUCCAUUAUUCCAUAAUAGAGAAUUAGGAUGACAAUAUCGGAAUUCCAACUCAAAAGAUCAAAGAUUUUGGAGCCUAUCAUGACAAAUAUUAUUCUUUGGAUAUUGAAAUAUUUAGCAAUUCUAUCGACAGUAAGAUUGUUUAGGGAUUGUGGGAACGAUAUUGGGGUGUCAGAUUGUCAUAGUCCAUUCUGGAGGAUAAUCAGGUAGAUCUUCAUGUUUAUAGAAUUAAAGUUGUAUUUUAGACAGUGCCUAUGUGAUUUGAAGGACAAAUGCUUCAUUAAGUAUGAUCAGCCCUACCAAGGGAGUGGACAAUAGACCAAUGAGAAGCAGCAAAUCAAGGAGGCUCAAAAGUUCUCAGUGGAGUUGGCUGGAGCUUUGCUGUCAGAGACUGUGAAGUAAAUAUUAUUCUAAUGAUCAAUAUUCAUUAUAUCAUUUAUAUUAUC
Paramecium octaurelia is the source of this 1094-nucleotide messenger RNA. NCBI's taxonomy places the organism in Eukaryota, Ciliophora, Oligohymenophorea, Peniculida, Parameciidae. The record is from the annotation of a GenBank genome assembly.